Molecule: messenger RNA, 1332 nt
Organism: Opisthorchis viverrini
Lineage: Eukaryota; Metazoa; Platyhelminthes; Trematoda; Opisthorchiida; Opisthorchiidae
Exons: 7
Source: RefSeq, a predicted model, not a curated record
AUGAUUCUGAUUUUGUUUCAAACUCUAGUCAUACUGGUUCACUCUUUUAACUGUGCACCUUUAAAGCGAAGGAGUCCAGUGUUUGAUGGUAUUCUCCACCUAGGUGACUGUAACCGCAAGCCGGUGGAGUACUGCAAUUCCUUGGUGGAGAACAGUAUGUGCAACCCACAAAAGAACGAGUGUUUUUGCAAACAUGGCUUUGUUGCCAUCCAGGAGGAGGAGAAAGUUGUCUGCCGCACACUGCUGACAGAAUUGUAUUGUCGAGUGGAUUCGGACUGUGUGCAUGUGGAUGGUAGUGUGUGCCAUCCCGGAGCAGGCAAAUGCGUCUGCCCAAGUGGAAAGAUUUAUGUGCCUCAACUACACGGCUGCCGUCAGCGCUUUGAAACGAAGAUGGACCAAAGCUGUGAAAAAUGCCUUUUGAAACAAGGGACCUGCUUCCUAUAUGACUUGAAAGACCAACCAGUGAAUAGUAAGCAUACUUCCAAUGUGGACCAAUCGCUUGCUGUCGGCUGUGUGUGUCCACAAUCAGUGAUCAAGCAUGGUUCAGAGAACCUCACGCUUCUGGUCCCCACAGAUGGAGGACUAUGCGGAAGUCAACUAGUCGAUAUUGGCGAAGAAUGUGAUGCGGUUAACCAUACGUGUAAAGCACAGAUGGCUAUGUGCCUUCCCGCUCGUCGGGACCGUAGAUUGGCUAAUUUUUCUGGUCGAUGCUCUUGCCCAGAAAUUACGGUCGCAGUGUACCAACCAAAUCUGGGUUACCACGAGUGUUUUACAAAAAUACCUAAACCACAGCUGAGCGCCGGGCAUAACCAGGACAUAGUAAAUCCAGAGUGCGCUGGAUGUCAUGCUGUCGAAGGAGUAUGCUACGAUAUGAAUGAUGAUGGCAUUGGAGAUGGAUGUCGUUGUCCGGUGGAUCGGACACAUUCAUCAACUGUGGAUUCAGACAGCCAACCAUACGAGAGCCCCACAAAACACCAUCAGCAAUCAAGUUUGAGUUCGCCGUGUACGAGGAAACAAGUGUUUUCCAGCUGCACAGAAGAAAGCUUAACCGUAUGCUAUGUGCCACACAACGACGAUCAACAGAUCAAUCUUUCUAACCAGAUACAGGCAAACCAGUGCUCUGUGCACCUGGUUGCUAAUACAGAUUUGGAGCCACAACUUCCCGACAAAACAUGUCAGCUGGUUGUUAGAAACGGUGAUCCGGUGCAGUUGCAACAGUGGAAUCUAUUAGACAGGCUAAUAGCACGAUACUGCAUUCAGCUGAACUUUUCACGGCAAAAAAGCAAUUCAUGCGGUUUGGAUGUGAUAAGACGUGGUAAAUGUUCAAACAAU